Messenger RNA from Exophiala oligosperma, 3092 nucleotides. RefSeq lists its product as uncharacterized. Bases 647 to 2740 code for a protein of 697 amino acids. The record is from RefSeq and is a predicted model, not a curated record. NCBI's taxonomy places the organism in Eukaryota, Fungi, Ascomycota, Eurotiomycetes, Chaetothyriales, Herpotrichiellaceae. The transcript has 2 exons.
CGCCUAUUAUAUCUACUUGUACGCUCUCAUGCCCCGAUGCCUGGCUGAAACAUACUCCCCUGCCCACUGCAAACCUCCGAACCUUCACCGUAAACUCCUGGAUCGGAUUUUGCCAGCGAGACUUCAACCAACCAAACAAGCAGCUGAAUACAUAGGUGAAUAGGAGAUGCCUCGGUCGAAAUCCGCGACUCGGCUCUCCACAACGUGUGGUAUGAUUCGACUCCCGCUGGACCGACCUCCGUCAUAGUCUCCCUUACCCCAUACUCUCGGUGGUCGUUAUGUUCCCUGUCCAUUUCCCAAAUCCCUACAUCUAUGCAAGAACAUAAUCCAGAAACUGCCUGACGAAGCAAUAUCGGAGGGGAAGAUGGCAUAGCAUGUGCGCAAGUGUAUGACUGUUGUUCCUCCCCUACAUAUGAGGCGGGUAUAAGUGCUUCUCUUGUGCCACUUUAUCCCUCAGCCAAAAUUCCAUCGUUCUACCUCCGCAUACGAGAAAGUAAUAUACACCCCCUUACUGGAGCUUGACGGAUCUUAAGCUCGCCUCAAUUGCUUUCGCUUCGCAUAUACGGCAAGCCUGCCACAUAGGCUUCGCACUGUCACUUCUAUAUUCUGAUUUCUAGAGACCACCUCCUCCUAACCUCCUGCCGUCAUGUCUCCCAACAAUACCAUCCAAGACGCCGUACAGCAUGCCUCUCUCUCCAACCCAGAACAAUUCUGGGACAAGCACGCCAAAGAACUAUACUGGCACAAGCCAUACUCGUCCGUCCUGAAACGACAGAACAAGACACUAGAGGAUGGCACGUCACAUCCACACUGGUCAUGGUUCCCGGACGGUGAGCUCAACACCACCUACAACUGUGUCGACCGACACGUCCAGGCCGGCAACGGCGACAAGCUGGCCAUGGCCUGGGACAGUCCGGUGAGCGGAUGCAAGGAGAGAUACACAUACUCGGCCCUGCUCGAAGAGGUGGAGACACUGGCGGGCGUCCUGCGCGAAGAAGGCGUGAAGAAGGGUGACGUCGUCCUGAUAUACAUGCCCAUGAUCCCUCCUGCCAUCUUUGGCAUGCUCGCCGCUGCCCGCCUGGGGGCUAUGCACGCCGUCGUGUUUGGUGGUUUCGCCGCAAACAGUCUGGCACAGCGCAUCGAAGCCGCGAAACCAAAACUCAUCCUCACGGCGAGUUGCGGGAUCGAAGGGUCAAAGGGCCCCCUCGACUAUCGACCCUUUGUCGAGGGCGCCAUCGAACAGAGCAGUUGGAAACCGAGCAAGACGCUCAUCUGGCAGCGCGACGUCAAGCGCUGGGACAAGGUCCGAAAGGACGCCGGUCAACGCAACUGGCAGCGCCUCGUCAAGAGCGCGAGGAACCGAGGGGUGAAGGCCGAAGCGGUGCCCGUCAAGAGCACCGAUGGCUUGUACAUCAUCUACACCAGUGGCACCACGGGUCUCCCCAAGGGGGUUCUGCGCGAGGCGGGCGGGCACGCCGUCGGACUGAACCUGAGCAUCAAGUACCUGUUCGACGUCAAGGGACCCGGGGACGUCAUCUUCACGGGCAGCGACAUCGGUUGGGUGGUGGGGCAUUCCUACAUUGUCUACGCGCCGUUGUUGGCCGGUGCGACGACGGUUCUGUACGAGGGCAAACCCAUCGGCACCCCCGACGCGGGCGCCUUCUGGCGUCUGGUGGACGAGUACAAGGUCACCACGCUCUUCACGGCGCCCACGGCGCUCAGGGCGAUCCGGAAGGAAGACCCCGACGACAAGGCCUUCAAGAGGUACGGCGAAGCGGGGCAACUGAGGCACCUGCGCGGCCUGUUCCUCGCGGGCGAGCGGUCGGAACCCUCCAUCAUCACCCACUACCAGGACUUGCUCAGUGAGUACGCCGCGCCCGACGCCCGGGUAAUCGACCACUGGUGGUCCAGCGAGUCGGGCAGCCCCAUGACCGGUCUCGCUCUUCGGCCCGCCAUAGGGCACGACCACCACAGUCGUGAGAGUCACAAGGCCUUGGCCAUCAAGCCCGGCAGCGCGGGUAAACCGAUGCCCGGGUUCGACGUUCGCAUUGUGGACGACGAAGGUAAAGAAGUUGCCGAGGGAAACAUGGGGAACAUUGUCCUCGGGGUACCCUUGGCCCCCACGGGCUUCACCACCUUGUUCAACGACGAUCCUCGCUUCUAUCGAGGAUACCUCAAACGAUUCGAUGGGGAAUGGGUCGACACGGGCGACGCAGGAAUGAUUGAUCAAGAUGGUUAUGUUCAUGUCAUGAGUCGAAGUGACGAUAUCAUCAACGUUGCUGCUCAUAGAUUCAGUACAGGAGCCAUCGAACAAGCAAUAACAUCCCACCCGUCCGUGGCCGAGGCAUGCGUCGUGGGUAUCCCCGACGCCCUGAAGGGUCACAUGCCUUUUGCGUUCGUGGUCCCUUCGGAGUCCACGCCGUCCGACCUACCCGCCACGCCAACCAAGGAGUACUUUGCCAGCAUCAACAAUAUUGUCCGGUCAAAUAUUGGAAACAUCGCUUCGCUGGGUGGCAUCGUCCAGGGUAAAGGCAUCAUCCCCAAGACUCGUUCCGGCAAGACACUACGAAGGGUGUUGAGGGAACUCGUCGAGAACGCGGCCGAAGGGAAAUUCGACAAGGAGGUCAACGUCCCAGCCACGGUCGAAGACAAGGAGGUGGUCGAGGUCGCCAGGGCCAAAAUCAAGGAGUGGUUCGAGGCCAGGGCUAGAGCUCAAGGGACGACAAAGGCGAAAUUGUAAAGAAGUUUGGGUUCAUCUUUUCUCUUUUUUGGGUUCACUAGCCCACCCCAGCCAGUUUGGUUUUUAUGACAUGAUCAACUUGGAAGAUCAGCAGUAUAUACCAUGCUCUACGAUACCCAAUACCUUACAAGGUCAUUGGUUAUGUCUGAGAGACAGAAGGAGAGAGAGAGAAGGAAAUUUGUAAAAGCAAGAGUAAGAGGAAAUUUCUGGGAAAUUCGUCGAGCCCGCAAAUCAUGCAUCGAAUUCAAUGAGGAUAACCUUGUAACGUCCUGAUCUCUUCACGACGUGUCAUACUCUAGGUACUAUUACUGUACGCGUUCUGAAUUGAAGUGGGCGUCACGGCUCAUUGCUC